This is a messenger RNA of Saccharomycopsis crataegensis, 1584 nucleotides long. RefSeq lists its product as uncharacterized. Gene Ontology annotation, molecular function: carbohydrate:proton symporter activity. The transcript has a single exon. The coding region runs from base 1 to 1584 and encodes 527 amino acids. NCBI's taxonomy places the organism in Eukaryota, Fungi, Ascomycota, Saccharomycetes, Ascoideales, Saccharomycopsidaceae. The record is from RefSeq and is a predicted model, not a curated record. Gene Ontology annotation, biological process: transmembrane transport; carbohydrate transport. Gene Ontology annotation, cellular component: membrane.
AUGUCCGAUAUUAUCAAAGAGAAACAGAGUGAUGAAGUUGAAGCGGAAAUCGAACAGACUUUCUUCGAUUCUAAAAACCAUGCUCAAUAUGAGAAGGAUAUUGGAAUUUUAGAAGCUGUGAAAAAGUAUCCUAAAGAAGUCUUCUGGUGUUCUGUUUUCUGCUUAGGGGUGGUCAUGUCUGGUUAUGAUUCCCAAAUCAUUUCAUCAUUUUAUGCUUUGCCAGCAUUCCAAAAAAGAUUCGGGGAUUUGGCAGACGAUGGAACCUACCAAAUUAGUGCUGCAUGGCAAACUGCCCUUGGUAUGGGCUCCCCAAUUGGUCAAGUUAUUGGUACUUUGGGGAUUGCGUGGCCACUUGAAUGGUUUGGAAGAAAGAAGACUUACUUCGUUGUUAACAUUGGAUGCUUGGGUUUGAUCUUCAUGCAAUUUUUUGCUCCUUCUUUGGGAGUUUUGACAGCCGGGGAAAUCUUGGCUGGUAUUUUGUGGGGUUGUAUGGUUUUGAUUGGUCCUCUUUAUGCUUCAGAAGUUGCUCAAAUUAAAUUGAGAGGUAUUUUGACGGCUAUGAGUAAUUUGUGUUUCAUCAUUGGUCAAUUCAUUGCUAAUGGUGUCGCUGAUGGUUUUGCUAAUAAUUCCACAGAAUGGGCCUAUAAAGUUCCAUUUGCCAUUCAAUGGCUUUGGCCUUUGCUUAUUCUUGCCUUGCUUCCAUUCGCCCCAGAGUCCCCAUAUUGGUUGGUGCGUCAAAAGAAAUUUGAUGAAGCUAGAAAAUCAAUUAAACAAAUUUCUGCGAAAUCUGUUUCUGAUGAGCACAUUGAUGACAGAUUGCAAUUGGUUAUCGAAACAGAUAAAUUGGAACAGGAAAUGAACCAGACUACUUCCUACAUGGAUAUCUUUAAAGGCAGUAAUCUCAGAAGAACUGAAAUCUGUACCGUUGUUUAUGUCGUUCAAGUUUUGUGUGGUGUUCCUUUUGUCAUGAAUUAUAGUACUUACUUCUUUGAGCUUGCUGGUUUACCAACUAAAAGAGCAUUUGAUUUAUCUCUUGGUGGUACAGCUAUUGGUUUUGCUGCCACAUGUUGUACUGGGGUUUUAUUGGCGUAUGUUGGUAGAAGACCACUAUAUAACACAGCAUUGGCUUUCACUACUGUGUUAUUGUGGAUCAUUGGUUUCAUUGAUAUUCCAAAGAACUACUUUAAUAGACCUGAACUUGCUAAUACUCAAGCUGGUUUAAUGUUGGUGUGGUCCUUCGUUUACCAACUUUCUGCAGGGCCUUUAUGUUUCGUCAUCAACGGUGAAAUUCCUUCCACUAAAUUGAGAAGUAAAACUAUUGCUUUUGCAACCGCUGUUCAAGCAACUUUCUUUGUUGCUGCUACUGUUGCUUUACCAUAUAUGUUGAACCCAGGUAAUGGUGAUUUGCGUGGUAAGACUGGUUUUAUUUUCGCUGCUUUCUCUACUUUGUGUGUGGUCUGGGCUUACUUUAGAUUACCAGAAACUGCAGACAGAAGUUUUGAAGAAUUGGAUAUCAUGUUUCACAGAGGUGUUGCAACUAGAAAAUUCAAAAACUAUGUCAUUGAAGCAGAAGCUGCUAUCUAA